Molecule: messenger RNA, 1053 nt
Organism: Mytilus californianus (California mussel)
Lineage: Eukaryota; Metazoa; Mollusca; Bivalvia; Mytilida; Mytilidae
Product: E3 ubiquitin-protein ligase BRE1A-like
Exons: 8
Coding region: 1-795 (264 amino acids)
Source: RefSeq, a predicted model, not a curated record
AUGCAGUCUUCCAUGGAUGAAUCUGAAGAAACAGUUUGUAGCCCUGUAGAGGCACAUGAUGAACACUUCACAAGGCAGAUACCAGACAUGGGCAGCAUUGUCAAGCCUAAAGCAACAAAUGUUACUGAAGACUUUGCAGUUACAGAAAAGAAAGAGGAAGUAACCCAGGAACUUACUGGAGUCACACAUAAGAUUUAUAUAAUAGAGGAGCAAAAGAGAACUUGUACCAAGAAAUGUAAAGAAUUUGAUAGUGAAAUUAAACAGUUAGUUAUAGAAUCUGAAAAAGAAAGAAAUGGUAUUAAUGAUUUAAAAGGAGAUAUAGAAGAAAAUAAUAGACAAUAUGCCAAGUACAAAGAAAAGAUAAUAAGACAUAAACAAGUUGUGGCAGAGUUUGAAGCUAAUCUUGAGGUACACGAAGAACUCCAGCAAAUCAAAGAAGAAAUUAAAGAACUACAAAAUGAAUGUGACAAAAGGCAGAGGAACAAGUGUGAUACAGAGAAGUUAUUAUCUGGUCAAGUAGAAAACAAAAUAAAAGAACAUAUUUUAAGAGUCCAGAAUGAUGUAGAACAGUUAAAGCUUUUACUACAGGAAACAAGAGAACAGAUUCAAAAAGAGAAAGAAAAGCAAAGUCAAGCACAUGUUUCCUUAAAUGUUCUUCAUAAAAAGAACACAGCACAGUUGACAAGACUUAAGAAACAAGUUAAGGCUGCACAACAAAGUAGUCGACAGUGGCAUGAUCAGAUUUCUCUACUUCAGAAAACUAUAGCUGAGUUAAACAAUAGACUGGGACAAUAGUCAUGUGUCUUAUCUUACAAUGUCAUCGUGAAGUAAAACAAAGAUGAAAUAAGAAUUUCUGCUAGAAUCAUCCUUGGUAGAAAUGAAAAUCAAAAAUAUUUUCUGAUGCCGAAACUUUGGUGAAAACACAAAUUGGAUUACGUUAGAAAUUACCAUUUUAUUGUGAUGAAGCAGCAGUGAUAUUAAUUACCUAUCGAUUAUAAGAUCACAAUUAUUUAUAUGACUCAAUAUAAUAUUUUUUGUCAGUUGUGAUUUUGG